AUGCACACGGCGCAAGCGACGCAUCUCUUUCAGUCGGAUGCGUCCCUGGCACAAGGGCGCGAUCGCGCAUCGAAAGCGCAGCGCACGGCUUCUGGUGCCGUGCAUGGCUCUCCCAUCUGGCUCGGGAUGCAUGGCAGCGCAAAAUUAGACGGGAGCGAUGCCCCGCCCUCAGUCGACAUGGCACGCCUCGCCGAGCGUGCGGCGGGUGCGGAUGGCGGCGUGCACAAGGUGAUUACUGCUCACCGACCCAAUGACACUUCUUCUCCCUUCCUUUGGACAGCUGAGAGUGGGCGCGUGGCGCGGUGCACGCAUCUUGAGUCCGGUCGCGUCGUGCAGCUCGUUCGUGGACAUGCCGGCCCCGUGUCCGGACUCGCCACCUGGUCCGUGUCAGACCACCGUGCAUUUGUGUGCACAGCGUCGUGGGAUCGGUGCAUCCGAAUUUGGCCUGUGCUGCCCGGUAAGCGUCCGCCAUGCCUGGUCAAGCUGGAUGAGGCAGGCGCCGACCUACUCAAGGCCCUGUGUGUCGAUCCCGUGCACUGUAUCUUGUACGCUGGCGGCAAUGACAAGACGGUGCGUGCAUGGAAUCUUGCACCGCUAUCGAAAUGGGCGCACGACCUGGACGACGCGGCAUGGGCAGCAUUGGCGACGGUCCCUGCCCCGUGUCCCGUACCCACGGUACGUGGCGCGCUGCAAGGUCAACACACGCGUCCGAUCGUGUGCAUCUCUACGCUGCCACCGCCGCCGCACGGUGCGGUCGUCGCGAACGAUGUGCCAGAACCAGGCACGGUCUUUUCGGCGGAUUCCAUGGGCCGCGUCCUGCAGGUGACGCCUGACCUGUCUGUUGUCCGCGAACUGAAUGGCCACGAGACGAGUGUGAAUGACAUCAAGCCCGUGUGGCGUGAAGAGGAUGACACAUGGACGGCGCAUGUGUGGACGGCAUCCAGUGACCAGAGCGUGCGAUGCUUUCCUCUAUCGUCGCAGAAAGACAGGCCGGCUCGAUGGGGUGCUCGCUCGUCGCAUGCCGGCGACGUGCUGGGAUCGCAGCCGCCCGUGUAUGCGACGCACAUGAUACCCGUACCGUGCAAGGCCCACGCGGUGCUUCCUUUGCGCGAUGAGACCGUGCUUGUCGGCAUGGAGGACGGCACGCUACAAGUGUACCGUGACGAUCAGCCGGAGACGGCGCUGGAUGGACACUGGCAUAAUGUGACGUAUGCUGGUUGGUGGACGACGCCCCAGGCCUACGUGGUGACGGCGUCCCUGGAUGGCACGGUGCGCCGCUGGCCCCUCUCGAUGCUAGAAGGGCACAUGCCUGAGACGCCCGCUGCUGCUGCGCUUACUGCGGAGGAGGAGGCUGAGCUUGCUGAACUAAUGGAAGGGGAGGUCUAG
Molecule: messenger RNA, 1386 nt
Organism: Malassezia restricta
Lineage: Eukaryota; Fungi; Basidiomycota; Malasseziomycetes; Malasseziales; Malasseziaceae
Product: WD domain, G-beta repeat protein
Exons: 1
Coding region: 1-1386 (461 amino acids)
Molecular function (GO): protein binding
Source: RefSeq, a predicted model, not a curated record